Messenger RNA from Fusarium keratoplasticum, 921 nucleotides. RefSeq names its product NAD(P)-bd-dom domain-containing protein. The transcript has a single exon. The coding region runs from base 1 to 921 and encodes 306 amino acids. Lineage: Eukaryota; Fungi; Ascomycota; Sordariomycetes; Hypocreales; Nectriaceae. The record is from RefSeq and is a predicted model, not a curated record.
AUGUCUCCACGAGUCAUCAUCUUUGGCGCAUCUGGCGCUGUCGCCCGAGCUGCCGCAUUCGAGGCCCAGCAGCGAGGGGCCACUGUAUUUCUCGCUAUGCGAGACACCAACAAGGCCAUCCCCGGGCUCACGCCCGAGAUCGAACAAGAGCGCGGCUUCAAGCGAGUCAAGGCAGACUUGUCCGAUCCAAAGUCUGUCCAAGACGCCAUUUCUCAGUCAGGCGCAACCGCUGCGUUUACGUACAUCGUCCAUGGGGUGCAAGAUGGCCUGCGUGCGACUCUUGACGCUAUGAAGAAGGCUGGCAUAUCCCAUGUCGUUCUGCUAUCUUCAUACACGUUGUACCGACACCCGAAUGCAAAGGCUGCCAUGAACAGCUCCGAUUUCAUUCCCGCGGCCCACGGCAAGGUUGAAGUUGCUCUGGUUGAAAGUGGACUAGCGCACACCAUUAUUCGGCCGAUGUAUUUCAGCAGCAACUUGAAGGGGGAGGCCGAGGGUGUCAAGAAAGGAGAAGUCAAACUGCUGCGCCUAGAGUCAGUUAGUGACUAUAUCGCACCAGAGGACAUUGGGUCUGUUUGUGGUGUGAAACUGGUUGAGCAUGAGGCAGAGUCUGAGAUUGUACCUUUGUGUGGUCCAGACCUACUCACCCAGAAAGAAGCUUGGGAGAUUGUUGCAGAGGCAAUUGGUCGAGACUUGACCAUCACAGAGAUAAGCGAGGAGGAGUUCAUCGCCAAGAAGGAGGAGACACUUCCAAGUUUCGUUGCUCAUGCUCUCGCUGAGUACUUCCUUGGAGACGACAAGGCGAGAUAUCCGGCAGAACGGUACAAGGAAGCUUCGGCAAACAUCAAAAAGUACACGGGGAGAGAUCCGAUCAAGCUUUCUUCGUGGAUCAAGGCGCAUAAGAAGGAGGUGUUCAAUAUCUAG